AUGGCCGGCGGGGAGCAGCGCGCGCCCGGCGCUCCCGAGCGGGUGGCGCUGAAGAAGGAGAUCGGGCUGGUGAGCGCCUGUGCCAUCAUCAUCGGUAACAUCAUUGGUUCUGGGAUCUUUAUUUCACCGAAAGGAGUGUUGGAGCAUGCUGGCUCGGUGGGACUGGCGCUCAUUAUUUGGGUGCUUGGUGGCGGUGUGGCUGCCCUGGGCUCGCUAUGUUACGCUGAACUGGGAGUCACCAUCCCCAAAUCGGGAGGGGAUUAUUCCUAUGUCACAGAGAUUUUUGGUGGGUUAGCUGGGUUUCUGCUGCUGUGGAGCGCAGUGCUCAUCAUGUACCCGACUAGCCUGGCUGUCAUUGCCCUGACCUUCUCAAACUAUGUCCUGCAGCCCGUCUUCCCUAACUGCAUUCCUCCCUAUAAUGCCUCUAGGAUCCUCUCCAUGGUGUGUUUACUCCUCCUGACCUGGGUGAACAGCUCCAGUGUGCGAUGGGCAACGCGCAUUCAGGAUAUAUUUACAGCAGGAAAGCUCUUAGCCCUGACCCUUAUCAUUAUUGUGGGCUUCAUACAGAUCUUUAAAGGAAACUACAAAGAGCUGACACCAAGCAGUGCCUUCAAAUUUUGGAUGACUCCAUCCGUGGGGCAUCUAGCAUUAGCUUUUCUUCAAGGGUCCUUUGCAUUCAGUGGCUGGAACUUCUUGAACUACGUAACAGAAGAGCUGGUUGAUCCCCGCAGGAACCUACCUCGUGCCAUAUUCAUAUCCAUCCCAUUGGUGACAUUUGUGUAUACGUUCACCAACAUUGCAUAUUUCACUGCCAUGUCACCCCAAGAGCUCUUGUCCUCCAACGCUGUGGCGGUAACAUUUGGUGAAAAGUUACUGGGCUAUUUUUCCUGGGUUAUGCCAGUCUCAGUGGCCCUAUCUACAUUUGGAGGAAUAAAUGGAUACCUUUUUACCUCAUCAAGGCUGUGUUUCUCUGGUGCUCGAGAGGGCCAUUUGCCAAGUUUGCUCGCCAUGAUCCACGUCAAGCACUGCACGCCCAUUCCUGCCCUUCUCAUCUGUUGUUUGGCCACACUCAUCAUCAUGCUUGUUGGAGACACAUACACACUAAUCAACUACGUGUCAUUUAUUAACUACCUCUGCUAUGGAGUGACCAUUAUAGGCCUGAUUGUUUUACGCUGGAAGAAACCCAAAAUCUUCAGACCUAUCAAGGUGAACCUCCUCAUCCCCAUCACUUACCUGGCGUUUUGGGCAUUUCUGCUGAUCUUCAGCUUGUACUCUGAGCCGGUGGUCUGUGGGGUUGGACUAAUUAUCAUUUUAACCGGAGUGCCAGUGUUUUUCCUCGGAGUCUACUGGAGAAAUAAACCAAAGUGUGUAAAUAGGCUAAUAGAGUCCAUGACGUGCUGGGGGCAGAAGCUGUGCUUUGUGGUGUACCCUCAGUGUGCAAGUGCUGAGGAGGAGGCGUCCUCAGCCCACUCCUGGCGGCUGGUGAGCGACACAGCAGUGAGGAAAUAA
Messenger RNA from Poecile atricapillus (Black-capped chickadee), 1509 nucleotides. It is a transcript of the gene SLC7A10, whose product is annotated as solute carrier family 7 member 10. NCBI's taxonomy places the organism in Eukaryota, Metazoa, Chordata, Aves, Passeriformes, Paridae. Gene Ontology annotation, cellular component: membrane. The transcript is spliced from 11 exons. Gene Ontology annotation, biological process: D-alanine transmembrane transport; amino acid transmembrane transport; D-serine transmembrane transport. Gene Ontology annotation, molecular function: L-amino acid transmembrane transporter activity; neutral L-amino acid transmembrane transporter activity. The record is from RefSeq and is a predicted model, not a curated record. Bases 1 to 1509 code for a protein of 502 amino acids.